Messenger RNA from Leishmania braziliensis MHOM/BR/75/M2904, 1347 nucleotides. RefSeq lists its product as hypothetical. Bases 1 to 1347 code for a protein of 448 amino acids. NCBI's taxonomy places the organism in Eukaryota, Euglenozoa, Kinetoplastea, Trypanosomatida, Trypanosomatidae. The record is from RefSeq and is a predicted model, not a curated record. The transcript has a single exon.
AUGCACUUCACCGCUAUGGACGCUGACAAUAUUCAUCAGCUGGCGAUCAACUUGUCGUCGGACGACAUCGCGGUAUCAUCCGAUGCCACGAAGCGGCUGCAGGAGCUUCUGAGGCCGCAGCAGAUUGUUGCCAUGCUGAAGGAUACGUCAACAACACACGCGCUACGUGUACUUCUAGGGGAGAUGGAGUUGGUCGGUAACACAGACGUCUUUCACUUUAUUGGCCGAGCGCUAGAAAACGUGUUCACACAACCGUCGAGAGAGAGCAAUGCCAUUCUUUUUGCUCCUGCUGCUCAGUUCCUCGUUGAGUUUAUCGUGCGGUCAGCCGCGGCCGCCGACACAGCCAUCGCUUCAAGCGUGUCAAAGGUGCUCACUCAACUCAUCACCAUUGCGGGGGACAAUGCCGAGGCGGCUGCGUUUCUCGGACCGUGCCUGGACUCCAACUUCCACAGCGAGCGGAUACUUCGACUCAUUGAUUGCGAUGCUGUCGAGUCAGUGGAAAACAAAACAGUGUGCCGCUUCCUGGAACGGUGGACGUCUCUGCUUCCUUUUAUGUUUGAUGCCACGUUGGAUGCGUUCGAGAAUGACCCAUUGCUGCAAGCCAACUAUAUCAUAGCGAGUGGGGUGGCGUGUCGCACGGUUGCCGUUCCAUCUUCACUGUGGCAACGCAUGAUGGAUAUUCUACGCACGAACGACGAUGCCUUGCACUUUGUGUAUGUGUGCCGCUUCUGGAGCAUUGCGUUGCUCCGUCACGAGGCAAACGGGAAACGCGACGCUGCCGCCUGCGUGUCUGCUGUUAUGCCAGCCGUGGAGGGGAGCGAGAGGGAUGAGAAAGGCACUGAAGCCAUCUUCGACCUCCUUGGCUCGGCAGCCUCGACGCAAGCGGGCUGGGACGCUGUCACAGGGCAGCUGCCAUGCAAAACACUGCAGGUAAGACUCUCUGGCACCUCGGCCUCCCUGCGCCUGUCCACGCUGAAUCUGAUGCAUUCCAUGCUUACCUCGUCGCACAUGAGUGCAUCGUUCUUCACAAAAGACUUGUUGCUGGACGCGUGGAAGACGCGCACUACCCCCGAUGACGUGGUGCGUCUCGCUCUCUGGCGGGUAGCGAAUGCGGCUCUUCUGCAGGAGAGCUUGAGUCAAAUGUUAGGUGCUAUGUUCGCAUCUUUCUUGAGCAGCGACGCUCACGAAGAGAACGUCUCCGUGCGGUUACUGAAGUUGACGGCCGCCAAGCAACUUUUGUACCACUCCACUCUGCCUGAGAACGUCAAAACUCGCCUUUCACAGGUUGUCGAACGCGGCCUCUACCCUGCCGGCUCCAGUGGUGUCUCCCUCACAACGAAGGACUGA